Messenger RNA from Brettanomyces nanus, 807 nucleotides. RefSeq names its product 60S ribosomal protein L12A (gene RPL12A). Lineage: Eukaryota; Fungi; Ascomycota; Pichiomycetes; Pichiales; Pichiaceae. The coding region runs from base 1 to 807 and encodes 268 amino acids. Gene Ontology annotation, biological process: translation. Gene Ontology annotation, molecular function: large ribosomal subunit rRNA binding; structural constituent of ribosome. Gene Ontology annotation, cellular component: ribosome; cytosolic large ribosomal subunit. The transcript is spliced from 2 exons. The record is from RefSeq and is a predicted model, not a curated record.
AUGUCUAAUAACAAAAUGCCUCCAAAGUUCGAUCCAAGUGAAGUUAAGUACCUCUACAUGAGAGCCGUGGGAGGAGAAGUUGGAGCCUCAUCGGCUUUGGCCCCAAAGAUUGGACCUCUUGGUUUGUCACCAAAGAAGAUUGGUGAAGAUAUUGCAAAGGCCACCAAAGAUUUCAAAGGUAUCAAGGUGACUGUGCAAUUGAAAAUUCAGAACAGACAAGCCCAGGUUUCGGUUGUUCCUGCUGCUUCUUCCCUUAUCAUUGAAGCUUUAAAGGAGCCUCCAAGAGAUAGAAAGAAAGACAAGAACAUCCAGCAUUCCGGUAACCUUGCGUUAGACGCUGUGUUCGAGGUGGCCAGAACCAUGAGAGAGAAGUCUUUUGGUAAGACUUUGGCCUCUGUUUCUAAGGAAAUCUUGGGUACUUGCCAAUCUAUUGGAUGUACCGUUGAUGGUAAACCAGCUCAUGAUGUCAUUGAAGCUAUUGAUGCAGGUGAAGUUGAUGGUAAGUUAAGCUCAAAUCUUUUUUCCUUUAUUUUUCACUUUACUAACAUAUUUCAGUCCCUGAAAACUGAGUUCUUCGAGUCUAUAUACAGAUCCAAAGGUAAUAUACAAUUUAUCAUUAACUUACAAGUUUGCUACACUCUGGUGCCAAGUUCGUUCAUAUUUGGCUCCUAUUUAUGUGCAAACAAGAUUGAUUUUCCUGCCUAUUACUCACCUUUCUUACUUAGUAUUGGUUUAUUUAUGUCAGAGUUUUUUCAAAACUCUUGCAAAGAUACCUCACGAUGGUUAGAUUGGGGUGUUUCAGGCUAA